AUCAGCUGUGAACGCAUAAUCAGCUGAUCACCAAAACAUGACCCGAGGCUACUUGCGUGGCCACUCAAAGCUACCUGUACCUGUUUAAACCUUCUGGAUCCGUGCCAAGGCAUGAUAAGGAUGCCUUUGCAAGAGAUUGAUAAAGUUGGGGAUGAAAGUGGUGGAGGCCAUCACUCUGAGGCCUUAGUAGAUAUCCCUAGCACUGAUGCAGGUGAAAUUAUAUUGCUGCCCCUCCCUCCAACAAACAACACCAUCCCAUCAGAAAGUGAUGUCAGCAUCCCAAAUGAGAUGGAAGAUGUUGGUGAGAAGAGUACUGGUGACAUUUUAAAUGAGGUAGAUGAGGAAAAUGAAGAGCAGAAGUUAACUGGGAGCAACAAAAGAUCUGCUGGUGCUACUGAUUUCUCAAAUCAAAAUACAUCUCUGAUAGAUGAUGCAGUGCCAGAUCAGGCUGAACCAGUGACAAAUGACUUGCAGGAAGUAGUUGCUAAUCAGAAUGAAGUAAAGGAGAUGGAAUCCCAUAUUAGUAGCAAUGUCAGUCAGCAGAAUGAAGAAGAGGCAGAAGCAUUCACAACCAAAAAGCCUCUGCAGUUCAGGAAUGAUGAACUCUCCUUUGGCGAAACCGAGUCAGAGUCUAUUGUAGAUGUAAGCCUUAUUUCAGGGUCAGACAGUCUUCCAUCAUUAAAACCUCUGAAGAUCAAGAAACGAUCAAAAAAGAAGAGCACUAAGGUUGUGAGGGAUGGAAAGGAUUCUGACUCAUCUGUGUCAUCCAAGAAGAAGGGAUGUAGUCGCAAGAUACUAGUCAAGUGCAAAUUUUCUCCUGAGGGUCUCAAGUAUAUUGAAGAUUGUUUGAGAGGACACAUAUUUUCUGGCUGGGUAGAGGAACGGAAAUGGAUUGAAAAUCUAGGUAGUUAUAGAGACAUUGUAGAAGUGGAUGAGUGGGAGACAGACCUAAACAAGCAGUUAAAUAUCAUUAUAAAGAAAAUUCCAGGUGUUCAAGAAAAUACAAAGUGGAUUAACAUAACACCGCCUUCUGCUGUCCAGCCUAGCUACUGCUUGUGGGUUUUACUUGAAGAAGCACCCAUUCCUGGUCACUACUGGUUUGUCAUAACUAGUGUUGGUGUGCAGUCCCUUUUCGGUCUGAAAAUUUCACUGAGGAUUAUCAGGAACAUCCAUCCUCAAGACUAUGAGGAAGCAGAGACCCGCAGCACAAGAAGGAAGCAGUUAGCAUCAGGUGAACCAGGCAAGGAGAUGCAGGCAAUCAGCCAGCAGUUUGCUGAUUGGUGGGACCAAGCACAGCAGUUAAAUUUUGCACUGGUCUGGUCUGCCAUUGCUACAACUUUCACUCUUAGUAACAUUCGAGAUGCUAUCAGAUUCCUGAUAAUACUGAUUGUCACACUAACAGUUGGCUUGAUGACAUUCUUGAGAGAAUCGCAUCAUGUGGUGCUUAGAGUCAUCCAUGAAGCAGGACUAUUCCUCCACAAUGUGACCCCAUUCCUCCAGUCUGUGAUGUCUUUCAUGGAGAAGAUCCUGGGUGGUUUGUAUUUAUUACUAGCUAUGGUGUAUAGGGACUGGAGACGAUCAAGUGCUUCACCUCCACAGUCAUUCCAGGGUCCAAGGCAGCCACCCUUGCCCAUCAUGCCAAACAGUGCUCCUCCAUCUGCUUACCCUCCAGCUGGCCCAAGAGUGGUUAAGUAUGUAGCUCCAGAACAGUGGGUAUAUAAAAAGCAAGAUCAUGUUCAGCUACCAAAUUGAAAAAUAAUUCUAUCAGGAAUUGUUUUCUUGAUUCCAGAAUGGUGUUUGAUCAAGGUGUUCAGAUGGUAUUGAAAAAAAAGUGAUUUUAUAUUUUUUGAAAAGUUGGAAAGAUAUUUAAAUUUUUAUGUACUAGUUUUUGCUUUUUAGAUAAGAUUAUUUUCUGAUACACUGUUAUGGAUAUAUGUGUAACUAUGCUCACAAUGGAUAUAUAUUUUAUGGUACUAAUCAAGAUAUGGUGAUAGCCAUUAUUAUUAAUUUUAGCAGCUGCUAUAUUAGUUGAUAAUAAGUUAUUAUUCUAGUCUUUCAUUCCUUUUUUUCUAGUGACAUAGAACUUUAUACUACUAGUCACCUAGGCUUAUUGAAUUAGGAAACUUCAAAAUACCAAAUUUACAAGAAGAAUGUGAUAUAUUUACAUUUUUAUAACAAAUUGUAUUCUUUUAUUUUCAACAUCCCCUGCUCAUUAUGCAUAGGAAACUGUGAUAUAUAAAAGUGAAAAAGUGCCUUUUCAUAUUAGAAUUACCAUUGUGCCUGAUUAUGAAAACAGUUACUUUACUGAUGUCCUGAAAAAUAAAGGGGUGACAAAUUUUAAUGUAGAUGAUGAAACUAAGACUGAUACUAACUAUUUAGUUGCUAUAAAAAGUGGUAGUGACCUGAGCCAACCUAUAUUCAGUAUAAUAGCUGCUUAAAUGGGAUGUUAGUUGGGACUAGAUAAUUCCUAGAGAGAGUGUUUUAUAAUAGCUUAAUCCUCAGUGUAGGAUAAAGUACAUCAUUGCCUUUAGAAAUUUUGAACCAUUCAUGGAAUGACUUAUGUGAAAAGAACUAUUGGCAGAACUUCUUUAUCACAAUAUUUUCUUCUUCGUGUUCUUCCUGUUCUUCUUGUUCUUUUUCUUCUAUUUUUAUGGGUUCUCAACUGGUGGUCCAUGAUUACUGUUUUGAUGUUCACAAUAUUUGAUUAUAAACUGAAAACUGUUGCAAGUACAAUACAAAAAUAUUAUCAAAAUGAUUGAUUAACCAUUCAGUUUACUGCAUUUGCCUGUUUAAGAAAUAUAUUGGCAAUGUGAAGUUUAGGUUUUAAAAGUACUACAAGUUUCUUAAAGUAAUUUUAAUAUUCACACAGCUAUACCUGUCCUCAGGUGCAUGCAAAGGCAUCUUUCUUUCUUUCUUUUCUUGUGUUUAAUUUGUUUAGUUAGUAUUUUUUUUUUUAUUAAUUAAUUAAUUCAUUAUUAUUUUUUAUUUCAUUUUAAUCAUUACUCAAAGAGGAGAUGGUCCAUUUUUAUUAUUCUGGUAGUCUAUGGCCUUUAACAAGUUGAGAACUACUGCCACAGAUCUUGUGAUGGAAAAAAGAUAAAGUUUGUAUUUAUUUCAAGACUAAAGAACAUAGGUUUAUACAAUAAGAAAUGUUUACAUGUAUUGUGAUGAUGGUGGAGAAGGAUAUUUUGUAAAAAAUAUGUUUUUUUUUAGAAUUUUCUCCUAUCCAGAUUUUGGGAAUUAUUGUUGGCCCUUCUAGACUUUAAAUUGACUCAUUUAUAAAUUUUCAUAACAAAAAGUAGAAAUGGCUCCAAAACUUUAUGCACUGAAUCUAGCAGUACUUCAUCAUAAGAUGUGAGAGAUGUAUUGAAAGGAUGAAAGGCUGACUUUAUGCCAGUCAUGAACAGCCUAGGGAAGCUAUGUGUAUGAUAUUCCUGUUUUGUUGUCUAGCCCUUACCCCUCAAGUGGGCCUUGUGGAGUGAACCUUUUCUCUCCCCAACAUACACCAGGCUUAUCAUGAAGAUUUUAUACCCCAAUUAGGGGCAUUGAGGCUUGCCCUUUUAUCAACUACCCCAAUGAUUUUUAUCCCCCUGAAUCCCUGACCCUAGGCUCUUCUUUGACCGUGAUUCUGAACACUACUCCUCAACACCUACUAUCACCUCAGUACAGUCCAAAUCAUCAACCCAGGUUAUUACUCAACCUCCAGGAAACAUUUCUCCUCUCCCUACAUCAUCUACUACAUCUACUACCCCUCCUCCCUUAUUACUACUUUGCAGGCCUAAUCAGGCUCCAAAGUUUCCUUUUGAGGCUGCCCUGAUUGUUCCCAACUUGUCACAGUUGCAACUAAAUCCCAAACUAAAGCAUUAUCAACCCUGACUGACUUCACUGGCAGACCCAUUCCUGCCCAGCCUCAUCCCUCCCUCAAUGCUUGUACUGGAAUGGUUUCUGUCUCCCUGACAACAAGGAUUGGUCAGAUUGUAGAGAAGACUUCCUCACCAUUUCCCCUAGAGGCCUAGAUAAGUCCUCCACCAACAUUGCAAAGAUUACUUUCCAUACACAUGCUCUCUCCCUUCAUGUUUAUAUUGGUAGAGAAUCCAACCUUGUCCGACCAUAUCUGCCACUCCACAGUCUGAUGCCCUCUAUGUGCCUAACCUGGCCUUUAUGUAAGGCCAGACAGGAAGCAUGUCAACAAGGUUUUUCUCUUAAUCCCUACUCCAGAGCUGCUGUUCACUCUGGCCUGUACAUCCCUCCUAUACAUAUUUCUGCUCCAUCUAAUGUUUCCAUUUCUACCUCCUUCCUUUCCCAAUCAAAUUCUUUUGCAGUGCUAAAUCCAGAUGCCUCAAUCUCUACCAUUGCCCCAACACCUGCCCCUCUCCCUCCUCACUCUACCUGUAGCAGGCAAUCUAAACAUUCUACCCCAUCAUCUCCUACCACAUCCUCUCCUCCACCUACUUCUUGCUCUAUCCCUCUGAUGCCUAUCUCUUCUCCACUCAUAAGAAAACCUUUGUUUCUCAGACCUACCCAACCAAAUCUCCUUCGGAAAUGCUCAAAGACAUUCAAAACUAUCUAAUCAUGACCUAAAAUAUCAUGCCUACACCCCAUCCAUCUUCCAAUCUCUCUACCCAUUUUCCCUCUACACUUAAGGUAACUUCCUAUUCAUGUUACCACCCCUGCACCCCUGCCUCCCACUCCCUGGUGCUUGAAAUGAAACAUGAUUCCUUCCCUUGUAUAAAUUUUUGUUUUUA
Molecule: messenger RNA, 4745 nt
Organism: Penaeus chinensis
Lineage: Eukaryota; Metazoa; Arthropoda; Malacostraca; Decapoda; Penaeidae
Exons: 5
Coding region: 112-1752 (546 amino acids)
Source: RefSeq, a predicted model, not a curated record